This is a messenger RNA of Vitis vinifera (wine grape), 3241 nucleotides long. RefSeq names its product protein SCARECROW. Bases 718 to 3066 code for a protein of 782 amino acids. Gene Ontology annotation, cellular component: nucleus. The transcript is spliced from 2 exons. Gene Ontology annotation, biological process: maintenance of protein location in nucleus; gravitropism; leaf development. The record is from RefSeq and is a predicted model, not a curated record. Gene Ontology annotation, molecular function: sequence-specific DNA binding; DNA-binding transcription factor activity. NCBI's taxonomy places the organism in Eukaryota, Viridiplantae, Streptophyta, Magnoliopsida, Vitales, Vitaceae.
UGGAAGUGAUAGGCUUAGGAAGACACUUGAAAAAUACGUCAAACAGGCAACGACGAACAACAGAGCAACAAGAGGCAAAAGCAAGCCAACAAGGCAACAGCCCUCCAUCAUCGCCCCCCGUCCUCUGCUACCACCCAACACUUGCCACUGCCUACGCUGCAUUUGCAUUACGGCUGCUGCGGCUGCUGCUGCUCAUCCUUCCCAUGCCUGUCCACUUAUAUCUCUCACCCCAUCAAUUCAUUAUUAUUAUCAUUUUCUUUCUUAUUAUUUUUUUUUCUAAUACUAAUUGGCCAAUAAAUCCAUCCACCACCACACCACUACUCCAGUCACUGCAAUAAAUUCAUCCACACAAAGACGUUUAGCUACCAGCCAUCUCUUCCAGCAUUGCUCCCCUUUUUUUGUGUUAUCGGUUGGAAGAAAUCACAAGCAUCCAAAAGGAAAUGCCCUUUGGGCCUAUUUAUAUUUAUUAUUUAUAAAAUAGGAAAAGGCAAGAGGGUGUGUUGGAGGCUGAGAUUUGAGACUUUGAGUUGUGUGUGGGAGAGAGAAGAAUCCCAAAGCUCCUGUCCCAGCCUUGGCACCGUUAUCUGCUUGGAUGCCCCUCUCUCAUUUCAACAACUGUUUCCACUUUUCUUACUUAAAUGAUAAUUAAUUAGCUGAUAUGAAGAACAAAUCCCAGAGCUUCUAUUUCCUUACCUUUUGUUUCUCCGGCCCCUCUCCAUGGCUGCUGCUUGUGCUCUUCUCGGUGACAAUGGUAGAGAAAUGGAUGCCAAUGGCAGCGCCGGCGCGAGCUUAACUCCUUUGACCAGUACCUCCAUAAGCAGCGGCUGCGACCAACUAAAUCAUCAUUUUCAGCGUGCAAAGAUGGUGAGGAAGAGGACUGCUUCCGAAGUGGAGCUCCAAACUGGCUCUUAUCACAGGUUUUCACGCCGACCUAUCACCGCAAUGAAUCCUAAUCCUCUCCACGACAUGGGUGGGGGUGGCUCUUCUUUGUCUUUCCCAUCUAAUAAUAUUUCUUCAAGGGAUGACAACAGCAACAGCAACAGUGCUACCCCAAAUUCUACCCACGUCCCCAACCACUCCACUAUCUCACCUUGUUCCACGAAUUCCACUGUGACGUCUUCAACAAACUUGGCUUACAUUGACACCUUGGCUCCUCUACCUCAGCCACCCGCCGUGUGUGGCUUCUCCGGCCUGCCCUUGUUUCCACCCGAAAGAAAUAGAAACACCAGCGGCACCCUUGCUUCAGCUGCGUUUCUUCCGGCUCCUGCUGUACCCCCUCUCACGCCUCCUUCCAUGGAAGACACUACAGCAACGGCCUGGAUCGACGGCAUCUUGAAGGACCUCAUCCACAGCUCCACCAACGUUCCCAUACCCCAGCUCAUCCAAAAUGUGAGGGAGAUCAUACACCCUUGUAACCCUAACCUGGCCUCCAUCCUCGAGUACAGACUUCGUUCUUUGACUGACCCAAACCCCAUCCCUAAUUACCCGGAAAGGAGGAGGAAGGAUGGGCCUCCGGUGGGUUUGCCGAGAGCAUAUCAGCAGCAAGGGCAGGUGCAAGUGUCUUCUUCUUCUGGCCUUAAGCUCUAUCUGGACUCCGGUCUGGACAACCUUCACUAUUCCCUUCCUGAUUCUGCGGCUUCUCAUGUGAUGAAUCAUUACUUGAACUGGGGUUUGACGCAACCCCCCACCACCACCGCUGAUGGACAAGCCCAGCACCUCAGUGACCACCAGGCCAGCCCUUCCUCUGUAGCUCCAGUUCUGUCAUUGAAUCAAGUGCAUCCGCCGCAGCCGGCACAGCCCCAACAACCGCAAAAUUCUCCUCAGUCAGCAGAGCCAGCCGGAGCGGCAGCAACAAUAACAACAGCCCCGACGUCAGCUGCGAUUGUAACUAAAGAGAAGAAGGAAGAGACGCGGCAGCAGAAGAGAGACGAGGAAGGGUUACACCUCCUGACCCUACUCCUGCAAUGCGCCGAGGCCGUUUCAGCUGACAACUUUGAAGAGGCUAACAAGAUGCUGCUUGAGAUUUCUGAGCUCUCCACUCCCUUUGGAACUUCGGCGCAGCGGGUUGCGGCUUACUUCUCAGAAGCAAUGUCAGCAAGGCUGGUAAGUUCGUGCUUAGGUAUAUAUGCGACGCUGCCCACAGUGCCGCACAGCCAGAAAUUGGUAUCGGCCUUCCAGGUGUUCAACGGCAUUAGCCCCUUCGUGAAGUUCUCGCAUUUUACGGCGAACCAGGCCAUACAGGAGGCGUUUGAGAGGGAGGAGAGAGUGCACAUUAUAGAUCUGGACAUCAUGCAAGGCUUGCAGUGGCCGGGGCUUUUUCACAUCCUAGCAUCCAGACCCGGUGGCCCGCCCUUUGUUCGCCUCACUGGACUUGGGACCUCCAUGGAGGCCCUGGAAGCCACAGGCAAGCGUUUGACUGAUUUUGCUGAGAAAUUGGGCCUUCCCUUCGAGUUCUUCCCUGUUGCCGAGAAAGUUGGGAACUUGGAUCCCGAGAGGCUCAAUGUGAGCAAGAGGGAGGCUGUUGCCGUCCAUUGGUUGCAGCAUUCCCUCUACGACGUCACAGGUUCCGACACCAAUACGCUGUGGCUCUUGCAGAGAUUAGCACCAAAAGUGGUGACUGUUGUAGAGCAAGACCUGAGCCACGCCGGCUCCUUCUUGGGAAGGUUCGUGGAGGCCAUACAUUACUACUCGGCGCUGUUUGACUCGCUUGGGGCGAGCUACGGAGAGGAGAGCGAGCAGAGGCACGCUGUGGAGCAACAGCUUCUAUCCAGGGAGAUCCGAAACGUGCUUGCUGUUGGUGGGCCUUCGAGGAGUGGAGACGUCAAGUUCAAUAACUGGAGGGAGAAGCUUCAGCAAUCGGGUUUCAGAGUGGUUUCACUGGCUGGGAAUGCAGCCACUCAAGCCACUCUUCUCCUGGGAAUGUUCCCGUCUGAUGGUUACACAUUGGUGGAGGACAAUGGCACCCUCAAGCUUGGUUGGAAAGACCUCUGUUUACUUACUGCUUCUGCCUGGAGACCAUUUCAUGCUGCUGCUACCACCACACCCACCCACCACUACGCUCAUUGAGAAGAGAGAGAGGAAGAAGCUAGCGCUUACUGCUUAGCUUACAAUUCAUUUUUUGUAUUUCUCUUCUGAGUCAUCACAUUUCCAACUACUGUAACCACCAGGCGACCUCCAAAAUUUGAAUGCAUCCACUAUAAAUGUACUGUGUCUAGAUGAAUGUACGGCCUGUUAUUGUUCA